AUGACAACCGUGGCGGCGGCAACAGCCAACGACUCUACGGUAACUGAUGCGCCGAAUUCGCAGUCCCCGCGCAAGAAGCGCCCCGAUUUCGCCAGCCCGACCAAGGCGAGCCUCUCGAGGCACAACCCAGAUAUCCUAGCGCGGCGGAGGAGGUCACGGCAGCAGCAGCGAGAGGAACAAGAGCAAGAGGAAAGAAGGCAGCAGGCGACAGCUACUUCGAAGCGGCGAGAAUCAUCCACCAAGCCGCCGCCGCCGCCGGCGGAUCAACCCGCCUCCACGCCCGGAAGUCCUGGGAGCGAGGUCAGCCUAUCUGAACUUUUGACGGCGCAGCUGGAGACGGUAUCCCCGGCGGACGCGUCUGGAAAGCCGCGGCGGUCACCCAUCAAGCCGAUACCCUUUACGCGACCGUUUCCCGCCGCCGCCCGAGGGGAAGAGGAGCUCGUCGACCCGUUCAAGAGGAGGCCGAGGAUCAGGAGGUCCAACGUGCCCGAGGAGCCGGUGGAGGAGCCCGAGCUGCCGCCGACGCCGUCGCAGCUUGGGAUGGAGGAUCCAACGGUGACGUCGCUGCCGCAGGGGAUCCAUACUAGCAGCUCGCCGAGUAAGCGGAGGCGGCUUUACAAGGACCGAAAGUCGAACCCCAUACCAAUGAAACAGUCUCCUCUCAAAAAGCAGUAUGCGGUCCCGGAGGAGGCUGCUCAGUCGCCCCCAUCCCUCAUCCCGUCAAUCGACGGCGCGCCGCCGCCCGCCCUCCCCAGCCACCUCCCCGUCUCCAUGACGGCCGAGCAGGAGCUUCCCUACCUCCAGAUCCUCACCCCCUUCACCUUUACGUCCCACGCCACGCCGCUCACGGAUGCAGACGCGGAAGCCUACGUCCAGCGCCACGACAUCUCCAUCCGCGCCGCCGACGGCCCGCACCUCUUCUCCUCGCGCCUCGCCAUGACGGUCGACCUCGCCGACUUCUCCGUCAGCGACCUCAAGGUGACGCGCCUCGAGCCCGCGGCCCGGCGCGAGCUCGGCCCCUUUAUCGACGACUUGCUCGCCCGCACGGACCGCGCCCUCGCCAAGAACGUCUCCCUCAUCGCCUGGGCCAUGGGCGAGUGGUACCGCCUCGCUCUCAAGCGCGCGCAGCUGUGGAAGCAGAGGACCGUCCAGUAUAACCGCCCGACGGGGUCCACCGUCGACGACGACUUGGCCGCGGAGGACGACGACCUUUCCGUCGGGGACGUUGCGCGGGACAUGGGCAGGGCGGCGAUGACGUUGGGGUUGAACGUUUGGGGUGAGGAUGAGCUGAUGAUGCGCGUGGGCUGGCGCAUUAGCUUUGACUGGGCGGGAGAUGCGCGGAGCAAGAUUGACGUCGCCAUUGGGGUUCCUGGACGCUGGCAUAGGGUGGAUCGCAACGGCGCACUUGCCAAGGUGCCUCGCGUUUUCGACGAAUACAUCAAGGGUACCAAUGACGUCGUGGCGGCGGCGCGCAGGGUCAUCGCACUGGUGGGUUACGAUGCGGAUGCGCCUAAGUUACGCAAAGCAAUAGAAGCCUAG
This is a messenger RNA of Parascedosporium putredinis, 1539 nucleotides long. The record is from the annotation of a GenBank genome assembly. Lineage: Eukaryota; Fungi; Ascomycota; Sordariomycetes; Microascales; Microascaceae.